Messenger RNA from Pneumocystis carinii B80, 413 nucleotides. RefSeq names its product protein translation factor sui1. The transcript has 5 exons. The record is from RefSeq and is a predicted model, not a curated record. Bases 47 to 376 code for a protein of 109 amino acids. Gene Ontology annotation, molecular function: translation initiation factor activity; RNA binding; ribosomal small subunit binding. Gene Ontology annotation, biological process: translational initiation. Lineage: Eukaryota; Fungi; Ascomycota; Pneumocystomycetes; Pneumocystales; Pneumocystaceae. Gene Ontology annotation, cellular component: eukaryotic 43S preinitiation complex.
CAAUAUUUCAUAUAUAAAUAGUAUUAGAAUAAGGAACUGACUGUUUAUGUCUACAAUUACCAAUUUUCAAACAAUCGAUCCUUUUUUUGAUACAGGCGAUGAUGAUACACCUCUCAAAAGUUAUAUUCAUAUUAGAAUUCAGCAACGUAAUGGACGUAAAACUCUUACAACUAUUCAAGGAUUACCAUUGGAAUAUGAUCAAAAACGUAUUCUCAGAGCGUUGAAGAAGGAUUUUGCUUGUAACGGCACAAUAGUUAAAGAUGAUGAAAUGGGAGAAGUAAUCCAGCUUCAAGGAGAUCAACGUGCUAAGGUUAUGGAAUUUUUAACAUCCCAAUUACCUAUUCAAAAGAAAUCUGUUAAAGUUCAUGGAUUUUGAAAUUACUAGGUUUCCGAUAGUUAUUCAAGUUUAGAAU